Rubroshorea leprosula is the source of this 1480-nucleotide messenger RNA. Lineage: Eukaryota; Viridiplantae; Streptophyta; Magnoliopsida; Malvales; Dipterocarpaceae. The record is from the annotation of a GenBank genome assembly.
CCGAUUCUUUCAUCGUCUCCCUCGGGUUUGGCUUCUCGAUUCCCCUUUCUUCUUCUGCAAAGGAAAAGAUUAAAAUAAUUUUAUUAUUAUUAUUAUUAUUUUUGAUACAGUGUGUUCGGCAGUUCUAAAUCAGGAAAAGAAGUUGAGAAGAACUGCUGAGUUGAUCGGAAGUUUGGUUAAAUGGAAACUCGACUGGAUAAUGACGUGUUAGAGAAGAUCGUCAGACAUUUGGAUGAUCCGUCUGAUAUUGUGCGUGUUAGCUGUGUCUCUCGAGAGUGGCAAGAUUUUGUGAUAAAAUAUGGUCUUGCCAAGCAUCUGUGCUUGAGGAUGUUUCCUCAACUAUCCAGAGUUGAUCAUGUGGUUGAGCCAGCCUCCAUGGCAGAAAGCCUUGUGGCAGUUGGACCUAGUAACAUGGAAUGGGAAACCUUGAAGAAAGAGCACAGGGCUUAUGCUUUUUUGGCUCAAGGUUUUAUGUCAUUUCCUGAAAAGGAAAUGGUUAUGGUGCGAUAUACAGCUUCUUACGAGAAUCCUGUGUUCCCUAUAGUUCUGACUUACAAAUUGGUGGAUGAUAUUUGUGUUGUUACUGAAAUCAGAAAAAAAGUUUUAAGAGGUCCAGCUCAUUUCCAGAGUCAGUGGGGCAUGGAUUCUGCAAAAUCUAUUCAAUUCCGAAUGGGUCAUCUCAAUUCCUUCAACGAUGAUAAUCCUUUGCAUAAGAACCCAGGCGCUUGGGUUCCUUCGAACCCAGGCGCUUGGGUUCCUUCAAACCCACGCCUGGGUUCUUCGAACCAGCUGGGUUCCAUGGAACCCAACCCUGGGUUCCGUCGAACCCAGGCAUGGGUUCAACGAAACCCAAGCGUGGGUUCUUCGAACCAGCUGGGUUCCAUGGAACUCGACCCUGGGUUCCGUCGAACCCAGGCAUGGGUUCAACGGAACCCAGGCGUGGGUUCGAAGAACCCAGAACGCUUGGGUUCUUCAAACCAGUUGGGUUCCAUGGAACUCGACCCUGGGUUCGAAGAACCCAGCACGCCUGGGUUCGAAGAACCCAGCACGCCUGGGUGUUGGGUUUGUUUGCUCAAGGAAGAAGAUGAUGGGCUGGGUUCUUCGAACCAGUUGGGUUCCAUGGAACCCGACCCUAGGUUCAAAGAACCCAGCAUGCCUGGGUUCGAGAUGAUGAUGAUGAACAUAUAUAUUUUUUCUGUGGGUUUGAUGUUUGAUGAUGAUGAAGAAAGCAAGGCAAGGAAGAGGAAGGAAAAAAAAAGGGCGUUGUUUGGGUUCGAUUCAACCCAGGUGCUGGGUUUGUUUGGUGCUGGGUUUGUUUGCUCAAGGAAGAAGAUGAUGGCAAAUUCGUAAUUUUGGUGGGCUCCACUUUUGUUGGGUUGAGCAAGGACACGACAUGUCACGUUGCCAUGUCAUUAUUUAGUCAUUUAUAUAACUGAGGUGUCUCAAAUGUUUGACAUGUCAUUAAAUUGUCGUGAGAUAA